ACCCUAAAGCCAAUUCCAUUUCGAUUCUCAAAUCGCGACAUACCCUCCCGAUUCGCUGCGACCCCGACAACUGAGAUUUUCCGCCGAGUCCGCCCACCCGACGACGCCGACGACUGAGGCAAUUCAGUCUUUUAAUCAGAAAAUAGUUCAAAAUAAGAUUUUGGGUUGUUUUGGAUCAAUUGGCCAAACAAUCCGCUUCGGGAGCUCUUGUUGGCAAGUAAAACCCUAGAGGGAUUCCAAUAAUUAAAUAAAUUGGAGGAGAAUCACAGAAACAACGUCACAUCGAUUAAAGAUCACUUGAUCCUGUAACUUGAAUCGCAUAUAGAUAGGUUUAGCCCUUAGAAGAAAAUGAGCAUGUUUAAUGCUGCAACGACAUUCUGCAAGCGAUUGAAUGUUAAAGAGUUGGUUACCAGUGCUCCGGUGUAUGGCAAUCUUGCUGAUGGAUCUGCUGGCGGAUUGAGUUUGAUGUUUAGGCGUUGGGCUACCAAAAGGACGGCUGGAUCCACAAAGAAUGGACGAGACUCAAAACCCAAGAAUCUUGGGGUGAAGAAAUUUGGUGGUGAGAGAGUGAUACCUGGAAACAUUAUAGUUAGACAAAGAGGAACUCGUUUUCAUCCCGGAGACUAUGUUGGAAUGGGGAAGGAUCACACCCUCUAUGCCCUCAAGGAAGGACGCGUCAAAUUUGAGACACACAAGCCGAGUGGCCGCAAGUGGGUGCAUGUUGAACCCAAGGACGGACAUGUCCUUCACCCUGUAUAUGCAAGCUGUUCUACACCACAACUGGAGACUGCCACUUAAAGCCGCUAUGUUGUAGCUGAUUCAAUCAAGUUAGGUGUUUAUUGUUCCCUUUUUGGACUUAGAUUUAGGUGAGAUUAGGAAUUGAGGACAAAAAUUGAAAUAACCAUGGGUCUUUUGACAAUAGAUACUGUUACUCAUUACAAGAA
Molecule: messenger RNA, 944 nt
Organism: Pistacia vera
Lineage: Eukaryota; Viridiplantae; Streptophyta; Magnoliopsida; Sapindales; Anacardiaceae
Product: 50S ribosomal protein L27-like
Exons: 5
Coding region: 349-798 (149 amino acids)
Biological process (GO): translation
Cellular component (GO): ribosome
Molecular function (GO): structural constituent of ribosome
Source: RefSeq, a predicted model, not a curated record